CGACAUCGUUGGGACAUCAUUCGAAUAGUAGGACUCGUCCUUAACGGUUCUAGGGAUUUCGCCAGUAAGGAUCUAAAGUAAUUGCUUCCUCGAGGAGAACUUAGAGCGUCACAAUGAACAAGUUCGUGGUCUUCGCUAGCGUGUUUGGAGUUCUGGUGGCAGUAAGUGCGGUUCUUGGAGCACCGGCUCCUCAAGCGGACGCGUCGCCGAGAUCCGCCGCUCAGGAUGUGCAAACCGUGCGUUACUUCAGUGAAAACAAUGGUCCCGAUGGUUACAAGUUCACAUACGAACUCAGUGACGGCCAGAUCCGGUCCGAGGUAGGUACCUACAAGGACUCGAAGGACGCCGACGGAAAUGACGUCAAGGUGCUGUUCGUCCAGGGAUCCUACACGUUCGUUGGACCCGAUGGCCAGACCUACUGGGUGAACUACACCGCCGAUGAGAAUGGCUACCACCCGAAGGUCGGCACCGGCCCAACCGGAGGAAUCCAACCGGGACAGGACGCCCCAAUCAACAGUGCGUAAGCCGGUCAGGAGUACCUACUGUGGCUGCCGCCUAUGCCACAGUCUUAGCCUUAGUUGAUUCUAAGUCAAUGCCUACAUACUCUGCCGAGCCGCAACAAAUGAGAUCUGGAACGUGAGAUUCUUUUUUUUAAUGAAUAAAAUAGCAUCUGACACCGUAGGAUUUAGUGUAAAUAUAUUAUGAUGUAAAGUAUACGUGAAACGACUGUGUUCUCUUGAAGCAAUAAACUGACAACGAAGGAGAUUACAAAUCAUA
Messenger RNA from Armigeres subalbatus, 777 nucleotides. RefSeq names its product endocuticle structural glycoprotein ABD-5-like. Gene Ontology annotation, cellular component: chitin-based extracellular matrix. Bases 114 to 524 code for a protein of 136 amino acids. The transcript has 2 exons. Gene Ontology annotation, molecular function: structural constituent of chitin-based larval cuticle. NCBI's taxonomy places the organism in Eukaryota, Metazoa, Arthropoda, Insecta, Diptera, Culicidae. The record is from RefSeq and is a predicted model, not a curated record.